CUCGUCUGCCAGUCGCCGCUAGGAGAACAGGAUUGUUGACGGAUUGUUUGUAACUCGUGAAGACUAAAUAAUGGACAACGCAUCCAUCRAUAAUUUGAUUCUGAAACUCCACGAUGUGAACGCCGUGAAGUUUGGCGAAUAUAAGCUGAAGAGCGGCUUGUUGACGCCGAUUUAUAUCGACUUGAGGGUUCUGGUCUCCUUUCCUUCUCUCAUGAAUCAGGUGUCAAGUCUCAUCUACCAGCGAGUGCAAGAGGAGAGCCUUCAGUUUGAUUUGGUGUGUGGGGUUCCCUACACGGCCCUCCCCUUGGCCACGAUCAUCUGCUCAAGACAGGAAGUCCCCAUGCUCAUCAGGAGAAAAGAAGCCAAAGAUUAUGGAACCAAGCGGCUGGUGGAGGGGACGUUUCACGAGGGUGAUGCGUGUUUAAUCAUCGAGGACACAGUAACCAGUGGCAGCAGCAUCCUGGAGACAGCAGAGGUCCUCCAAAAAGAAGGACUGAAGGUGACAGAUGCCAUUGUUCUGAUGGAUAGAGARCAAGGCGGUGUGGAGAUGCUGGCCUCUCGGGGAAUCAGGCUCUUCCCUGUCAUCUCCAUGUUCAGGCUGCUCGAUGUGCUGCUUGCAGCCGGGCGCGUCGAYGCCCAAACCGCCCAGAGCGUUCGCAAGUUCAUCCUCGAUAAUAACACUUUCAGCUCUAAGAAGGAAAACGGCAGUAACGUUCCAGCURCCAAGAAGCCAUGUAGGGAAACAAAGCAAGAGCUCAGCUACGCAGUCAGAGCCGAGUUGCCAAACAUUCACCCCCUAGCAUCCAAGCUGCUGAAGAUCAUGGAGGAGAAAGAGUCGAACCUCUGCGUGUCGGCUGAUAUGACCUGCAGCGAGGAGCUGCUGCAGCUGGCAGAGUCUCUUGGACCAAAAAUCUGCAUGUUGAAGACWCAUGUAGACAUCUUGAAGGAUUACAGUCCGGCUGUCAGUCAGGAACUGCAAGCUUCGUCUGAAAAGCACAACUUCCUCAUAUUUGAAGAUCGCAAGUUUGCAGAUAUUGGAAAUACAGUCAAGCAUCAAUAUGAAGGUGGUGUGUUCCAGAUCUCUUCAUGGUCCCACAUAGUCAAUGCCCACGCUGUUCCGGGACCUGGGGUGGUGAAGGGGCUGAGCGCUGUAGGGAAGCCUCUGGGUCGAGGCUGUUUGCUGGUUGCUCAGAUGAGCUCGCAGGGCUCUCUGGCCACUGGUGAAUACACAAAGGCUGUGCUGCAGAUGGCAGAGGAGCACUCAGACUUUGUGAUUGGAUUCAUCUGUGGAGCUAAGAUCACAGAGAAGCCAGAGUUCAUCCACAUGACCCCUGGUGUGCAGUUACAAGCUGGAGGAGAUUCAUUGGGCCAGCGGUACACAGCCCCAGAGGAGGUUAUCUGCAGCAAAGGCUCUGACAUCAUCAUUGUGGGACGAGGUGUUUUACAGGCUCCUGAUCGGCUCGAAGCUGCCGAGGCGUACAGAAAAGCAGGCUGGGAUGCUUACACGAAGAGAGUGGGUCGCGUUGACCAGUGAGAAACUCCACUCAACACAAGAAGCGCAAACAUUCACGGACACAUUAGACUCAAAGCUCAGGGCGUUAUUGACAGCUGUCACUUUGCUCCUAAUCACGUCUUGUCCCAUUUGGAAGCUGCUUCAUGAUUCUUGAAUCUGACCAMCGUUGCAGUAUUUGUUCAAAAUGAAGUCGGGUAAUUUCAUUAGUUUUGUUGAUUUUUUUUUUUUUAAAUCCACUAAACUAUAAACAUCAGAGUAUUUCUCUGUUUCAAAGGGAAUGAGUCAUUUGAUCAAUACAAACUUCUACUUGGAGUUGUACCUCUUUUUCAGGAAUGUAUCCUCUUGUCYACAUCUGUAUAACUGUAACACUGGACCUCGAUUUAAAUAACUAAAAAGGGUGGAGACUAAAACCAUAUGACUUAAAUUCAGAGUGAUUUCUCUCACACAGAGGAUGGUUACUCUGCUGCUUUUUCACUUAGAAAUAGAGAAAGUUAGUUAUUUUCCAUGAAGUGUUAGUGAUGGAUACUUUCAGUGUUAAAGUUAAUUUACAUCAAUUAAAUAAUCCCAAUUAAACAUGCUUAAGUAGAUGAAUAAAAGGGUUGAAAUGUUUUUACUAUAGUCUUGUUUUGUAAUAAAUUACUGACUUUUAAUGGGAACAAUAAGGACCUUGAUGGUUUCAAAAAGCUGUGAUAUGAUUAGAUUUUUACAUUAGUUCUCAGAUUACUGUAAAUGUCAACAGGAGCUGAUCACAACUGGAUCCAUGAGGCCGUCCAAGUUUAUUAACAAAAAAAUAAAUAAAAAAAAUCUGGAGCGAUUUGACCACAGUUUGACUGAUUUAAUAAAAAUGAUUUUCACAGA
Molecule: messenger RNA, 2371 nt
Organism: Austrofundulus limnaeus
Lineage: Eukaryota; Metazoa; Chordata; Actinopteri; Cyprinodontiformes; Rivulidae
Gene: umps
Product: uridine monophosphate synthetase
Exons: 10
Coding region: 71-1534 (487 amino acids)
Biological process (GO): 'de novo' UMP biosynthetic process; 'de novo' pyrimidine nucleobase biosynthetic process
Molecular function (GO): orotate phosphoribosyltransferase activity; orotidine-5'-phosphate decarboxylase activity
Source: RefSeq, a predicted model, not a curated record